This is a messenger RNA of Zea mays, 1286 nucleotides long. Its product is annotated as protein yippee-like OJ1003C07.11. The record is from RefSeq and is a predicted model, not a curated record. NCBI's taxonomy places the organism in Eukaryota, Viridiplantae, Streptophyta, Magnoliopsida, Poales, Poaceae. The transcript is spliced from 4 exons. Bases 113 to 469 code for a protein of 118 amino acids.
GGUAAUAGGUAGUUGGGUUGCCGGCACCCACACUCUAUUCACAUUGCCCUUUUCCGCAUCAUCUCAAUUCUCAUGUCGGUACAGCCGAGAACCGGGACCGUGCAUUUCUGGGAUGGGGCUGCUCUUCCUUGAGCGGCUCGAGGGGGAGGGCGUGUUCAGGUGCCGGCGCUGCCGCGUGGACGCCGCCUCCAAGGACGCCAUCAUCUCCAGGGACUUCUACGGCCGCAGCGGCCGCGCCUACCUCUUCGACCACGUUGUGAACAUAUGCCUAGGCCCUAAUGAGGAUCGGUAUCUUGUAACCGGGCUCCAUACUGUGAAUGACAUCUACUGUAGCUGCUGCCAACAGAUUCUUGGCUGGAGAUAUAAAUGGCAGGAGCUCUGCCUAAUCAUUAAAAGGAGAGUCCAGAAAACACACUGUACAGGUCCGAGGACCGAGACAAGACAAGACAGACUAGCAAACACGACGUGAGGAACGCUCCUAACAGACCCGUACAAAGCAGCUAAACCACUGCAGCAGCCCUAAUACUGGGGAACGUAGCUCUCUUGAAAGUGAACACAUCCUCUUUAUUUCAAUUCGCCUUAUGUCAUUUCUGCUAAAAUGGUGGAUGAACGGUAUACCUUUAUAUUUUCAACCCAGCAUCGUGUUAUGACUUCUACUGUUAUAUCCAGAAAUGCAACAAUUAAUUUGUGCAGAAUUAAUUACAGCUAUUAGCAUUAUUGUAUAAUUGAAUUGUUUCCAAUGUCAAAGAGUAACACCAUCAAUUUUCCCCCUGUCUGCCAGUGGUUCCUAACGUCAAAAACAUAUCACGUUUGGUAGUCAUGUUGCUAUUCCGUUCCUUAAAUGCUACAUCAUAUUCAUAUACCACUUUGUGCUUAUCACGCAUCAUCCUAAUUCCCGGGGUGAUGUGCUGCAGGAGAAAGCCUACGAGCAAAGCCAGAAAUACAAGGAAGGGAAGUACAUCCUCGAGAGAGCUAGAAUGGUGAAGGAUGGGUGACGAUCAUUUGGAUGCUCUUACUUCUAACACCCCAGAAGCGCAAUCUUCUUGAACUCUGGAAAGAUUCAGAACUAUCCCUCAAUUUGCAUGCCUCAGAACAUUUGACACCUAAUUGGCAUCCCAGUUAGCUAGGAAGAUCACUGGUUGCAGAUUCUUUGAUUUGUAGAAUAUUACUGACUCUGAAUACCCUUAGCUUGUUAGUAAUGGUAACAUUUGGUGAAAUAUUGAUGAUUAGGUGAAUUGAAGUGAAGCUGAUGAUUUAUCUGUAGUAACCAUUAUUAUUCAGGCGCC